This is a messenger RNA of Hydractinia symbiolongicarpus, 2178 nucleotides long. RefSeq lists its product as uncharacterized. The record is from RefSeq and is a predicted model, not a curated record. The transcript is spliced from 5 exons. Lineage: Eukaryota; Metazoa; Cnidaria; Hydrozoa; Anthoathecata; Hydractiniidae. Bases 1 to 2178 code for a protein of 725 amino acids.
AUGACCAAUUUUCCCUGUAACAUCUGCAAAAAAAAUGUUAAUAAUAACCACCGAGCAAUUCAAUGCGAUAUUUGUAACCACUGGAUUCAUAUAAAAUGUAACAACUUAGAUAAUACCAGUUAUAAUUUACUAAAACAGUCCACAACACCAUGGUUUUGUAUUGAUUGCACAGCUAAAACACUACCUUUUCAAAAUCUAAAUAAUGAUCAAUUUUUUCUCAAUUCAAAAAACAUAAAUUUUAAAUGUAACACAUCUUCUCAACUUAAUAUAACACCUUCAGAAAAUAUCGAGGCUCUUCUAAAAGAAUUUAACAAUUUGUCAUCCAACAUGAAUAAAGCUAAUGAUGAUGAUAAUCCAACCAUUAAAUGUCAAUAUUAUGAUAUCAAUGACUUCUGUUCGUCAAAAUUUAAAUCUGAAAAUUUCUUCUCUAUUUUCCAUCUGAAUAUAGCUUCUUUAUCUAGACAUAAACACGAUCUUGAGACCUUAUUAAAUAUCUUAAAUUUUGAUUUUAGCAUUUUAGCUAUUACUGAAACAAAAAUUAUGAAAAAUUUGAAUCCAAACUACGAUAUUAAUCUAGAAGGCUAUCAACUAUUCCACACUCCCACUGAAUCCAGUGCAGGAGGGACAUUAUUAUAUGUACGCAAUCACUUUAAUUGUAAGAUUCGAGAUGAUCUGAAUAUAUACAAAUCUAAAGAAUUAGAAUCUAUAUUUAUUGAAAUAAUUAGUCCUCGUAAAAAAAAUACAAUUGUAGGCUGUGUGUACAAACAUCCGGGAAUGUCAAUUGAUGAUUUUAACUCUAACUAUUUUCAACCAAUAAUUAACAAAACUAUGAAUGAAGACAAAAGUGUUUUUAUAUCCGGUGAUUUUAAUAUAAAUUUACUCAACAUCAGUAAAGACGAUCAAAGUUCAGAUUUCAUUAAUAAUUUGUUUUCAAAUCUCUGUAUACCACAUAUUACACUACCAACAAGAAUAACACCAAGAUCUAAAACGCUAAUUGAUAACAUAUUUUCGAACUGUCUUGAAUUUUCCAAUUGUAUCUCAGGAAACCUAACUUCAUCCAUAUCUGAUCAUUUACCUCAAUUUUUAUUGGUUCCAAAUUUGAACAUAAAAUCCAAUUCUAAAAAACAAAAUAUUUAUAAAAGAAACUAUUCAAAAUUCAACGAAGAAGCAUUUCUACUUGACCUAACUAAAAUUAAUUGGGAUAAUGAAAUUUCUCUGAGUAAAAAUGAUCCUAAUUAUUCAUUUGAUAAAUUUAAUCAUGCAAUAAACCAAUUAUUAGAUAAGCAUAUACCUUUAAAGAAGAUGUCAAAAAAACAAUACAAGCAACAAUCUAAACCAUGGAUUACAAAAGGAAUAUACUAUCACAAUUGUAUUUAUGAUCUACAAUUUGGUUUUCGACAAAAUCAUUCCACUAAUAAUGCACUCUUCAGUAUUACAGAGAAAAUAAGAGAAACUUUAGAUUUCAACAACUUUGCAUGGAUCACUCUGGACAAACAUUUAAAAUGGCAUAUACACAUAGAUAAUCUUAAAGUAAAACUAUCCAGAUCCAUUGGGAUAUUAUCUAAAAUAAGACACUAUGUUUCCUAUAAUAUUUUAACUAAUAUAUAUCAUGCUAUCUUCUCAUCACAUCUAACUUAUGGAUGUCAAAUAUGGGGACAUAACAAAAGCACCUACCUGAAUAGAAUUAUCUCCCUUCAAAAUAAAGCAAUUAAAAUUAUGAACUUCAAACCUGCAAACAGCCCUACUUUUCUAUUAUUUAAUAAAUCCAAAAUACUUACUUUUCCUGACACAAUUAAGCUGAAAGACUUUUUAUUUGCGUAUGAUCAUUAUCAUAAAAAUUUGCCUAAACCUCUGCAAGGCAUUUUCACUCUGGUUACAAAUACUCAUACCCAUAAUACUAGAAAUGCAUCAAACAAUAACCUAAUACUUCCAAAUGUUAGUACCACUUGGUAUGGAAUUUAUAGUAUAAAAUAUCAAUCAAUCCGUUGCUGGAAUACAAUUAAUAACCAACACAGUGAUAAAAAGCUGUCAUCACUAUCCAAAAACCAGUGCAAAAAAAUAAUUACAAAUCAAUUGUUAACUUUAGAGUUUCCAGAAAAAUACAAUGGAUACUCCGUGCACUUGAAAUUAUGCCAAUCUUCUAAACUAGGCAUAAACACUGGUUAUUUGUUUGACUAA